AUGGACCGGUUUCCUGCCCGGGCGGGGCCGGGCCGCGCCCAGCGCGCAGGGGGGGGGGGGUUUGGGGGGGGCCGGUCCCGUUCUGUCGGUCCCGGAGCCGGGUUCGAGGCACGGGGAAAGGGGGGGGGGGGGGCAGCUCCGGAGGUGCCGGCAGCGGGACCCGAACCCGCGGCGCUGCGGGGCUGGGGGGGGGCUGGGGGGGGGGGCCAUGGGGUCGGUGUGGAAGCGGCUGCAGCGCGCGGGGAAACGCGCGGCCAAGGUGCGGUUUGUGGCGACCUUCGAGGAGCUGCUGGUGGAGGGGGGCAGGAGCUGCCCCACAGCUGGCAGCCGGGCAUCGAGAACCCCUACCGGGGCAUGGUGGUCUGGGUGGUCCCCGAGAGCAUCGAGGUGGUCGUCACCCUCUACCGGGACCCCCACGCCUCCACCUACGAUGACAAGGAAUGGAGCUUCCUCAUCGAGAACGAGUCCCGGGGCCGCCGCUCCGUGGUGGCGGGGGCGCCGCUGGACCUGGGCCGCCUCGGGGGGGCGGCGGCAGCGGCGGGGGGGGGGCCCCUGGCCCUGGCCCUGUCCCUGCGGCCCCGCUCCCGCCGCGUGGCGGCCGCGAACCUGAGGCUGCGGCUGAGCGCGAGCGUCCUGCGGGAGGGGCACCCGACGGACGAGGACAUGCAGAGCGUCGCGAGCCUGCUGAGCCGCCCGGGGGACGUGGCCGACCUGGGUGACUUCGAGAGCGACCCCGAGGAGGAGGAGGAGCCGCGAGGGGCCCCUGCCCCAGCCCCCCGAGCCCCCCCCCCCCGUACCCCAGAGUCCCCCCGGGAGCUGCAGGCGCUGCCUGAAGAGGAGGAGGUGGAGGAAGAGCCCAAGGCCCCUCCCCCGCGCACAGGCCCCCCCAUAAAGGAGGGUGAUUGUGGGGAUCCCCCCACACUGGGGGUACAAAGGGACCCCCCCGGCCCUGGGGGUGAACAAACCCCCCCCCAAGAGAUGGACGUGCCCCCCCCCGGGGGCAGCGGGGCGCUGCUGCGCUGGUGCCAGGCGGCCACGGGCGGGUACCGCGGGGUCCGCGUCACCAACUUCAGCACCUCCUGGCGCAGCGGCCUCGCGUUCUGCGCCCUCCUGCACCGGCACCGGCCCGAGCUCAUUGACUACGAGGCUCUGGACCCCCUCGACAUCCGGGGCAACAACAAACUGGCCUUCGAUGCCUUCUCCGCGCUGGGGGUGCCGCGGCUCCUGGACCCCGCGGACCUGGCGCUGCCGCCGGUACCGGACCGGCUGGGGGUCAUGACCUACCUGAGCCAAGUGCGGGCCCGGCUGCAGGAGCCCCCCCCCGGCACCGCGCAGGGGGGGCCCCCGUGGGCACCCCCGGACCCACAGCUCGGGGCCGUUAAGGGGGAGCCCCCAUUGACACCCCCGGACACACAGCUCGGGGCCGUUAAGGGGGAGCCCCCAUUGACACCCCCGGACCCACAGCUCGGGGCCGUUAAGGGGGAGCCCCCAUUGACACCCCCAGACCCACAGCUCGGGGCCGUUAAGGGGGAGCCCCCAUUGACACCCCCGGACCCACAGCUCGGGGCCGUUAAGGGGGAGCCCCCAUUGACACCCCCAAACCCACAGCUCGGGGCCGUUAAGGGGGAGCCCCCAUUGACACCCCCGGACACACAGCUCGGGGCCGUUAAGGGGGAGCCCCCAUUGACACCCCCAAACCCACAGCUCGGGGCCGUUAAGGGGGAGCCCCCAUUGACACCCCCGGACACACAGCUCGGGGCCGUUAAGGGGGAGCCCCCAUUGACACCCCCGGACACACAGCCUGGCUCCCUUAAGGGGGAGCCCCCAUUGACACCCCCGGACACACAGCUCGGGGCCGUUAAGGGGGAGCCCCCAUUGACACCCCCGGACACACAGCCUGGCUCCCUUAAGGGGGAACCCCCAUUGACACCCCCACUGCCACAGCUUGGUGCCGUUAAGGGGGAGCCCCCAUUGACACCACCGGACCCAAAGCUUGGGGCCGUUAAGGGGGAGCCCCCAUUGACACCCCCACUGCCACAGCUCGGGGCCAUUAAGGGGGAAGCCCCAUUGACAUCCCCACUGCCACAGCUCGGGGCCGUUAAGGGGGAGCCCCCAUUGAUACCCCCAGACCCACAGCUUGGUGCCAUUAAGGGGGAGCCCCCAUUGAUACCCCCAGACCCACAGCUUGGUGCCAUUAAGGGGGAGCCCCCAUUGACACCUCCGGACUCACAGCCUGGCUCCCUUAAGGGAGAAACCCCAUUGACACCCCCACUGCCACAGCCUGGCAAUGGCCAAGGGGGGCCCCCAUCAACACUCCCAAACCCACAGCUUGGUGCCAUUAAGGGGGAACCCCCAUUGACACCCCCAGACCCACAGCUUGGUGCCAUUAAGGGGGAACCCCCACUGUCACCCCCAGACCCACAGCUUGGUGCCAUUAAGGGGGAGCCCCCAUUGACACCCCCAGACCCACAGCUCAGCACCGCCGAGGGGGGGCACCCCUCAGAACCCCGGCUUGGUUCUGUUGAGGGGGGAGCCCCAUUGACACCCCCAGACCCACAGCUCAGCCCCACUGAGGGCCACCCCCCAUCAGGCUCCAUUGAGAGGGGGUCUCCAUUGGACUCCCAGCUUGGCUCUGGACAGGGGGGGCCCCUCUCAGUCCCCCAGUUGGGUCCUGUUAACGGGGGUGCCCCAGGCCCCCCCCCCGACCCCCAACUCAGCAUCAAUGAGGAGGGGUCCCCCUCAGAUGCUUCCAUUGAGGGGGGGCCCUCCCGGACCCCCCCAGACCCCCCGCUUGGCCCCGGCCAUGGGGGCCCCCCUCCGGCCCCUGCAGUGCCAAAGGGCGCUGGUUCCGGCCCCCCCCCGGGGGUGCUGGUGCCCCCCCCGAGGCUGCACCGCGCCGGGGGGGGAGGGAGCCGCCCCCCCCCAGGAGCCGGCCCCGCGCCCCCCCCCCGCACCAGGAGCUUCUCCCAUCUGCGCGACGCUGACCUCGUGCGGAGGCGGCGCCUGGAGCGGCGCGGGGACCCCCCCCGGACCCCCCCCCGGGGUGAUGGGGACACCGGGACCCCCCCCGCGGCCCCCCCAGCCAGGCCCCAACCCGAGACCCCAGCAGAGGAGGAGACACCGGUAAAGGGGGGGACAAGGGGGGGACACGGGGUGGAGGAGACAUGGGACACGUUGGGGGCACGGGAGGGAUGGGGCGAGGGGACACCGG
Messenger RNA from Neopsephotus bourkii (Bourke's parrot), 3211 nucleotides. RefSeq names its product basic proline-rich protein-like. Lineage: Eukaryota; Metazoa; Chordata; Aves; Psittaciformes; Psittacidae. The annotation marks the transcript as partial. The record is from RefSeq and is a predicted model, not a curated record. Gene Ontology annotation, molecular function: protein binding. The transcript is spliced from 13 exons.